AUGAAGAAGAAUGCCUACAUGCGUUUCUCGAGGAGCUUGACGUCUCCCUACACGCCACCAGCUGUGCUGGAGGCGUAUGAUCGAUGCAAAGAUGCCAAUGGCAAAGUGAAUCGCCACAGAGUCAACGAGCUGUUCAAGCAGUUCAUGGAUUGCAACGAGCAAUGGGGGGAGUCGGAGUUGGUUCUGACUGCAGAGGCCCGCACCGCGCAAAGGAGCACCGUCCAGAGGCGUUGGAUGCUUCGCUCGGACCGGGUUCUAUAA
This is a messenger RNA of Symbiodinium necroappetens, 261 nucleotides long. The record is from the annotation of a GenBank genome assembly. NCBI's taxonomy places the organism in Eukaryota, Dinophyceae, Suessiales, Symbiodiniaceae.